CUUUAAACUGUCGCUUUUGUCUCAACGCACCCACUUCUUUUUCGUGCCCGCGUGUCUUUUGUUGUUGCACGCAGUGUGUGACGGUAUAAACUCUGGUACAAAAUGCAUUUCGCGCCGCAGUCUUUCUUUGGGUGUCGACGACGUGCGGAACGCACCGCCGUGACUGCCAUAUGUGACGUCAUUACGUCUCGUGCGUGUCUGCGUCCGCCGUGGUGGGGGGUGUCGUGGACGAGACCACCGGUUGGCAAUGUUUAUUAGUGGAAUAUGUGACGCAUGCGACGUCAUGUUAUUUGCUUGUCACGACAGUAACUGAAGUUGUCCGCUUGCAGCACGUUUACUUUCAUAUUUUGUUGUGCUGCUUCAUGAAAGGCAAUACAAGUGCUGCAUCAGAAAGCUGGCCAAUCCCCCAGCUGGAGCCGAGUCACAUCCGGCUGAUCGUGUACCAGGACUGUGAGAGGCGGGGGCGCAACGUUCUCUUCGACUCCAACGCCAAGAAGAGGGGCACGGACGAUGCCCAUCUCGCCGGCACAGAGACUCAGGUGAAGAUGUUUGGCAAAUGCUGCCGGCUUCGACCGACGGGGGGCAGCAGCAGCUCCCUGGACAGCUCCUCCUCGUCCUCCUGCGCCUCCGAGACCACCAGAGAAACCAAAGAGCAGGGCCUCCGCUUUCAGGCUUCUAGGUGUUCGUCUGACGUGGUCAUGCUCGGGGAGAUGAUGUUUGGAUCGGUGGCCAUGAGCUACAAAGGCUCUAUGCUGAAAAUACACCAGAUCAGGUCGCCGCCUCAGCUGAUGCUGAGUAAAGUGUUCACAGCCAGGACGGGCGGCAGCGUGUACGGUAGCCUCAACACGUUACAGGACAGUCUUGAGUUCAUCACUCAGGAGAGCUGCAACACCCUGCGGCCCGAUCAAAACACCGUGACAAAUAAUCUCCUGGGGAAUAUAGGAUUUUCUCAGCUCUGCAGCCCUCGACGGGCCUUCUCUGAGCAGGGCCCGCUACGUCUCAUCAAAAGCGCAUCUUUCUUUUCAGGCCACAGCCACCCCAUGGACAUGCCGGGCCGAGGGCUGUAUGACGAGCGGGACAGCGGCAUCGCCCGCUCAGCGUCCCUGAGCAGCCUCCUGAUCACACCCUUCCCAUCGCCGGGUUCUUCGCUGACCAGCAGCUGCGCAUCCAGCUACCAGCGGCGGUGGCGGCGCAGCCAGACCACCAGCCUGGAGAACGGUGUCUUCCCACGCUGGUCAGUGGAGGAGAGCUUCAACAUGUCAGACGAGAGUGGCGGUCAGAGCCUGGGCGUGGCGCGCAAAAAGAAGAUCGCCAUCGGCGUCAUCUUCACGCUGUCGCCCAGCCCCGAGGAGAACAGCCGCUUCCAGGACUUCUUCUUCUCGCACUUUCCGCUCUUCGAGAGCCACAUGAACAAGCUCAAGAGCGCCAUCGAACAGGCCAUGAAGAUGAGCCGGCGGUCAGCUGAUGCCAGCCAGAGGGCCUUGGCCUACAGCCGCAUGGUGGAGGGGCUCAACGAGUUCAGGAUGACCAUAUGCGACCUGUACAGCAUGCCCCGCGUGGCGGAGCCCGUGUGGCUGACCAUGAUGUCGGGCGCGUCGGAGAAGAACCACCUGUGCAGCCUCUUCAUGCGAGAGUUCUCGCUGCUGAUGGAGCAGGCCUCCAAGAACCAGUUCCUCCCGGCUCUGCUGACGGCUGUCCUGACCAACCACCUGGCCUGGGUGCCCACGGUCAUGCCCAACGGCCAGCCGCCAAUCAAGAUCUUCCUGGAGAAGCAUUCGUCACCCAGCGUGGACAUGCUGGCCAAGACGCACCCGUACAACCCGCUGUGGGCGCAGCUCGGCGACCUGUACGGCGCCAUCGGCUCUCCGGUGCGCCUGGCCCGCACGGUGGCGGUGGGCCGUCGUCAAGAGCUGGUGCAGCGCCUCCUGUACGUGCUGACCUAUUUCAUCCGCUGCUCGGAGCUGCUGGAGACGCACAUGCUGGACAGCGCCGAGGACGAGGCCAUCGUCAUGCCCGGCUCGCUCAUCACCACCUCGCUGCGCAAGGGUGAAGUGGAAGAGUCGGACUACGUGCUCGUGACCGUGCACAAGCCCGGCGGCGACUACUUGGCGGAGAAGGAGGGCGAAGACGGGGACCGGUGCCAAGCGACCGGGACUCUCCAGGACGAAGUUUGUCGGACUUCGGAGGAACCCGAGGGGCCUCACAAAGAGUCCGUCGGGCCGCUGAGCGCCGAGGCCCGGGUGGAGACGGUGCUCCCCGUGGGCUCGUGCUCGCCGAGAAAACGCGGACCGGACGAGGGCCUGGGCGGGGACCCUGUCGGAGACCCUAUCGGGGACCCCCAGCUUGGCUUCCCCCUGGAGAAAAAGCCUCCGGACAAGAACGUCCCCCCGGGAACCGGCACGUCGGGCCCGAUGUCUCUCAUCCUUCCGGAGGAGGCGGGCGGCAAAGUCACCUUCCUCAUCGGGGACUCCAUGUCGCCCGAGUCGGACACCGAGAGCCGGCGGAGGAAGGUGGAGAAGGAGAUGAUGAAGCACAGGAAGCUCCACCAUCUCCCGACGCCGACGCCGGAGGAGUCUCCGUCUUUGCAGCGGGUGUCCAGCAAACUUCCCCAGUGGAACGCCAAUGCUCCGGAUUAUAGCCACUUCGACGAGUACUUCUGCCCAGAGAACCCGGUGGAAACGAGGACAAUAGACGACGUGGCCAAGCGGGAGGAGGCCGCUGGCGCCACGGCCUGUCUUCUCAAAGACCUUCUGGAUCCAUCGGGGCCAGGGCGUGACGUCCAGAGCGCUGUCGACCAAGCGAGCGACUUGUCGGACCCCCACGGGAGGUGCAGGUGCGCCUCCACGGACUCGUGCGACAAGGGACUCGUCCUGCCCGUACCCGUCAUCCACCGCUGCCCGGGCAAUGGCGGAGUCGGCGGUGAGGACCAAAAGUGCAAGGUGGCGCUGCUCAACGACUGGGAGAUUCCGCGCAAUGAAAGCUCGGACAGCGCGCUGGGCGACAGCGAGAGCGAGGAGACGGAGGACUGGCAGGAGGAGGUGAUGGUGCCUUUCCCCGGCUCCAAGCUUGUGGAGAACUACUCCAAGCCGACUAUCGCCAACUUCGGCCGCUCCCUGUUCGGCGGCUACUGCCCCACCUACGUGCCGGACUUCGUACUGCACGGGAUGCCCAGCGACGACAAGCUACGGCAGAGCCUCAUGGCCGAACUCACGCACGCCGUCCAGCAUCCGGUACUGGACGAGCCCAUCGCCGAGGCCGUGUGCAUCGUGGCCGACACGGACAAGUGGACGGUGCAGGUGGCCAGCAGCCAAAGGAGAGCCACCGAGGUGGGCAAGCUGGGCAAGGAGGUGCUGGUGUCAAACCUGGUGUCGGGACUGCUGCACUCCACGCAGCAGCUCUACAAGCUCAACAUGUCACCCAACUUUUGCAUCAUGCAUCUGGAGGACCGCCUGCAGGAGAUCUACUUCAAGAGCAAGAUGCUGGCCGAGUACCUGAAGGGCCAGAAGAGAGUCCACGUCAAAGAACUGGGCAUGGUUUUAGGAAUCGAAUCAAGCGACCUUCCACUUCUGGCCGCCGUGGCCAGCACUCACUCGCCCUACGUGGCCCAGAUCCUGCUGUGAGGGCGACGGAACGCGUCUGGGCUUCCAUUUUUUUCUCCCCCCUUUUUUUUUUUUUUUUUUUUUUUUUUUAUGGACCUCACACACUGAUGCUGCUGACAGAUGCAGUGCCCGAUCGUACCACAGGAGGGUACUAUUGGGCAAUAAAAGAAGAGCGUCUUCUUCGAAUGUUUGUUUUUCUUUUUCUUUUUUCUUUCUUUUCUUGGACACCAAGCCAAAGACUUGACUGCCAAAGGAGUGUUAGGAUCACGCUGAAAAGAAACUGAAUUCUACACCACGAGAGGGAAGUCAGAAUCUUAUGAGAAGUAAAGACAAUUUUUUUGAAAAUAAAAAUUUAUUUUGGUGAAGAAAAAAAAAAUUUUCAAUCCUCCUGAAUAUGUACAAAUAUUCUUUUCAUAUUCAUUUUUCUCAAAAUCAUAGGAAUCCCCCCCCAAAAUCCACUUUUUUUCUUGAAAAGAUACUUCUAUUUAUUGGAUAUGCAAUUUCAAAUCUUUUUCAUGAAAAUGUGCAACUUUUUAACCAUAAUAUACAAAUGUAUACAAUUGUAUUUCUUUAAAAAAAAAAGAUGUGUUCUGAAAAGAUCCUGUUUUUUUUCCCCAAAUGCUAAACUUUUUACCCCCACGAAAUACACAAGCUUUUUUUUUUUUUUUUUUUUUUUACAAAAAAUUUUAAUAUAUUUACAUAACAUGGAGCUUUACUCAUUUGUUUUGUCAAAGAUUAGUGACUCUCCCACACAAUAAAUACAAAUCUUUUUUUUUUCUCAAAUAUACUGUACAACUCAAAAUUUUGUGACUUUUUUUUAAUAUAUCUACUAUUUUUCUGAAUUUUUUUCCUUAUGACCACUUUUUUUUUCCCCUCAUGACAACGUGACUUUGUAUUUUUAUUAUAAGUUCUCAAAUCAGCGACUUUAUUCUUGAAUCAUUUUUGACUUAAUUCCUGGAAGAUUUAAACUUUAAUCUGGUAAUGUCUUUUUUUUUUUUCUUUAAUUUUUAUAGAUGACGUGGCCCUAACACUCCUUGGUACUCGAUAAACUUUAAAUGCCGAGAAAUACGCUUUGAGGAAUCGAUGUUGUUCUUUUUUAUUUUUUUUUUUGUGUACAAUCUGCAACAAGCCAGUCUGUGGAAAGUCUUUUGAAAAAAGGAUGCCAAUUAUUUCUUUUUUCAAAGCCAAACUUUGACAUUUUCACCCUUCUGUUUCGACACAAAUUUACCACAACGAACGUGUUCAGGAAAUUUCCAAAGACUACCUCAGAUCCUCUUCACAAGAAAACGCUGAGGUCAUUUAUUAAAAAGUGAAUUCUAACUCUAAAAAAAACAAAACUUUGAACUAAUUUUUUUUCUUUCUUCCUCCUGUCUUUGAAUCAUCGAUGUGUCCAUUUUACAUCCAAAACAAAAAAUGCUGAAUAUUUUCACACUUUUUUUUUCUACCAUGUUUACGAUGCGGAGUAACUGCGACACGAUGUAGGAAAAUCAACAAAGGAUUUCUUCUUCUUUUGUUUUUUGUUUUUUUAACAGUGCUUUCAUUGUUUUUGUCUUAAUGGGAAAUGUUGACAUAGACGCAGGCUUCCAAACACCCGCUAACGUCGACUUAUCGCUUCCGUGAUAAAGCUGCCCUUUGUUUAUGACUUAAGUUAUUUUUUUGUGGACUGUACAAUUCAUUUCCAUAUAUUUAUACCUUGUAAACAAUUUUCUCCUAAGAAAUAAAUCUUUUUUUCCCAAUUUUAUGGGAAUGUGCAAUAAAGAUGCAGACAU
Messenger RNA from Syngnathoides biaculeatus (alligator pipefish), 5368 nucleotides. RefSeq names its product folliculin interacting protein 1 (gene fnip1). Lineage: Eukaryota; Metazoa; Chordata; Actinopteri; Syngnathiformes; Syngnathidae. The transcript has 18 exons. Bases 363 to 3620 code for a protein of 1085 amino acids. Gene Ontology annotation, molecular function: protein-folding chaperone binding; ATPase inhibitor activity. The record is from RefSeq and is a predicted model, not a curated record. Gene Ontology annotation, cellular component: cytoplasm.